Zophobas morio is the source of this 1454-nucleotide messenger RNA. It is a transcript of the gene Pyroxd1, whose product is annotated as pyridine nucleotide-disulfide oxidoreductase domain-containing protein 1. The record is from RefSeq and is a predicted model, not a curated record. The coding region runs from base 1 to 1389 and encodes 462 amino acids. Lineage: Eukaryota; Metazoa; Arthropoda; Insecta; Coleoptera; Tenebrionidae. The transcript has a single exon. Gene Ontology annotation, molecular function: oxidoreductase activity; flavin adenine dinucleotide binding.
AUGGAAGCGACAUUUGUUGUGGUGGGAGGAGGUAUCGCGGGUGUUAGCUGUGCAGAAACUUUGGCAUUUUUAGAACCAGAAGAAAGAAUCAUCUUAAUUAGUGAAUCUUCUCUGAUUAAAACAGUUACAAAUUUGCAUGCAAUUACACGAACCUUACAGGAUUUUGAUAUCAAAGAAACAGAGUCAAGUUAUUUAAGUGCCAAGUACUUAAAUGUUACUGUUUUGCAUGAAACUUUGUUGGAGAUUGAUGAUGUCAAUCAUAUUGUUUCAACUUCUUCCAACAAAAUUAAAUAUAAAUUUUUGUGUUUAUGUUUAGGCGCACAGCCUAAGUUGAUCCCUCAAGCUGCCGCAUUUCCUCAGAUUUUAGGAAUAAGGGAUACAGAUUCAGUUGAAACGUUUGUUGAAAAAUUACAGAACUCGAAGAAAAUUGUGGUUGUUGGGAAUGGAGGAAUUGCGUCCGAAUUAGUUUUCAAGAUGCAGAAUGUAGAAGUUGACUGGGUCAUCCGAGAUAAACACAUUUCCGCAACAUUUGUUGAUCCAGGCGCAGCCGAAUUUUUCCAAUCAUCCCUAAGACGACAACGUUCACCAGAAGAACCUGUGACUAAAAGGAUGCGGUAUAAUGAAGAUAAUCUUAAAAAAUCUGGAGCAGCCUUAGGACCUGAUUGGUAUAAAAAUUUAAUAAUUAGUGGCAGUCAAAACCAUGAAUCCCAUUCACAAAUAAAAAUACAUUAUGAAAAUGAAAUUAAUAAUGUAACUGCCUUAGAAAACAGCGUAUUUCCAAUUGAAGUUACAUUAACAAAUGGCGAAAAAAUUACAUGUGACAUUGUAGUCUCUGCAACUGGGGUACAUCCACGAAGUAAUUUUGUGACUCAAAAUGAAUUUAAAAAAUCUGAGGAUGGCGGAAUUCAAAUUAAUGAAUUUAUGCAGACCUCGCUUCAGGAUAUUUACGCAGCUGGUGACUUGUGUAAUGCCAGUUGGCCAUUAGCCAAACACUGGUUUCAAAUGAAAUUGUGGACUCAAGCUAGGCAAAUGGGAUGCUAUGCAGCAAAGUGUAUGUCAGCUCAUUUCCAGAAGGAAUCUACACUUCAGGAUUUUUGUUUUGAAAUGUUUGCACAUUCAACCAAAUUGUUUGGUUACAAAGUUAUUUUAUUGGGGCUUUAUAAUGGACAGAAGUUAGGUACUAAUUAUGAAAUUUUGAUAAGGAUGUCUAAGGAAACAGAAUACAUUAAAUUUGUUCUUGAGAAUAAUAGAUUGCAAGGGGCCGUUCUUAUUGGGGACACAGACUUGGAAGAAAUGUGUGAAAAUUUAAUUUUGAAUCAGCUGGAUUUAUCUCCAUAUGGUGACGAUAUCUUAAAUCCUAAUAUUGACAUAGAAGAUUAUUUUGAUUAACCAUGCUGUAAAUUUGGAAUUGUAAAUAAACCUGCUUAGUUUAAAUUAAAGCCUAUUUAGUCAAA